AUGUCUUUUGUAGAGCAAAAACAAGUUUUGAUAGAUGGCCAACUUCAUAUUUUACGUUUUGGCGGCCCUUCACGUGAACUUUAUAUGGGCAACUUUCCAUUCAAAGGGGCAUUUGGAGGUCCAAAAAUUAAAGCAUCUAUUAAUGGGAAGAUGCAUGAAAUUAGUCUUUGCGGCCCUCCUCCAGAAGUUAGAAUUGACCCGGAACCGAGUUAUGAAUUAAUGAGAUAUAUGCCUGCAAUUAGACAACAACAAAUAAUACCUCAACAAAUCUCAACAAAUAAACUUCAGCAACCUAAAUCGGAAGCAAAAAAGGAUCCUGUAUUUGAUGUUACCAGUCUACUCCAAAGAUUAAUAAAUUCGGGUUAUCUAUCACAACCUAAUCAAGUUGAACGAAAAAAUCAUGAAAGACAAGCUGCUAUCGAAGCAAGAAAUACAACUUUGGGCCGUUCAAAUUCUCCUCCAGUGCCUUGUGCCCAUCGUUUUGAACAUUCGGAAAGGAGAGCAAUGCCAAUGGCUGGCUUUGAUUUGUUUAGUAUGCGUUCUUUGAUUAUUCGUUAUGAUUCAGUUAUUGACUCAAUUCACAAACAACGUCAUUGUUGCCAAGAUUGUUGUAUUGGAUUUAAAGACCUUUAUAGUGAACAACAUCAACAACAUGCAAAAUUGCAUUUAAAUGAAGAAAUAACGAAGGACCCUAAAACUAAAAAGGAUUUUACUCCAAAAAACCAACCUUGGUUUAUGUUGGAUGAUUGGUUCAAAUAUUCUGAAUAUGAUCAAGUCAAUGAAAUUAACUUUGCUAGCGAUAAAUUUCAACUAAGACAAUCUUCUCCUGGUGGUAUUGAUGAUAAUUUGGGUGUAGUUGAUGCUGACUCUAUUAAAAAUAAAGAGUGUUGUGUAUGUAAUGAACGUUUUGAGGUGAAAUGGGAUGAUGAUGGAGAUGCUUGGAAGCUUCUCGAUUCCGUUGUUGUUGAUGGAAAGGCUUUCCACACGUAUUGCAGAGACGAUGUAGCAGCAAUGUCAUCAUCAUUUGCAACAAUUAAUGAUGACAAAUGA
Messenger RNA from Meloidogyne enterolobii, 1050 nucleotides. NCBI's taxonomy places the organism in Eukaryota, Metazoa, Nematoda, Chromadorea, Rhabditida, Meloidogynidae. The record is from the annotation of a GenBank genome assembly.